AUGCCAUGGGCACGAGUGUUGCAGGAGGACCCAGAUGCCAGACACAAACAUGGUUUAGUAAGGUUAACUACAAGGAGACUUGAAGGAACACAGACCUUCGACUCAGAGAAAUGCAGACCUUGGGUUCGGAGAAACAUAGACGUUGAACUCGAGACUUGGUACUCGGGGCGCCGCGGCCAGGCUAUAAAAUACUCGGAGCAGACCCUGAUCUCCAUUCCCCAAAUUCAGAACGAAAUUUCGCAGCUGAAUAAGUCUAUAAAAAACUCUGAGCAGAUGCUGAGCUCCAUCCACAAAAUUCUGGAGGAGAUUUCUCAGCUGAAUAAGACUAUAAAAAUCUCCAAGCAGACUCUGAGCUCCAUACCCAAAAUUCUGGACGAAAUUUGGCAGUUGAACAAGUCUAUAAAAAACUCCGAGCAGACUCUAAUCUCCGUCCCCAAAAUUCAGGACGAAAUAUCGCAGAUGAAUAAGUCUAUAAAAGACUCCGAGCAGAUGCUGAGCUCCAUCUCCAAAAUUCAGGAGGCGAUUUCGCAGCUGAAUAAGACUAUGAAAAACUCAGACCAGACCCUUAUCUCCAUUCCCAAAAUUCAGGCCGCGAUUUCGCAGAUGAAUAAGACUAUAAAAAUCUCCAAGCAGACUCUGAGCUCCAUACCCAAAAUUCUGGACGAGAUUUGGCAGCUGAACAAGUCAAUGAAAAACUCAGAACAGACCCUGAUCUCCGUCCCCAAAAUUCAAGACGAGAUUUCGCAGCUGACUAAGACUAUAAAAAACUCCGAGCAGAUUCUGAGCUCCAUCCCCAAAAUUCAGGAGGAGAUUUCGCAGCUGAAUAAGAAUGCAGCAACGUCAAUUGCUGCUGUGAAGAAUGAGUUUUCUCAGUGGAAGAGUAAUGUUGCAGUGAACUUCAGGAAGACAGACAGCUCCAUCACCAAACUUCAGAACGAUAUUUUGCAGCGGAAUGACAAUCUGCUACGAUGUCCUUCAGGAUGGACACGGUUCUCGACAAGCUGUUAUCUUUUUUCCUCGAAUACAAAAACCUGGGUAGAGGCCCAGAGAUACUGUGCAUCGGCAGAUGCCCAUCUUGUUGUCAUUAACAAUGCCAAAGAACAGGACUUUUUAAGAAAGACGCUUCGAAUUCGUUCCUGGAUUGGUCUUAGUGAUGCUGCGUCUGAAGGCGAUUGGCGCUGGGUGGAUGGAUCUGAUUAUUUUUCCUGUCCAAAAAACUGGAGCGUAGGGGAACCAAAUAAUGCUGAGAACGCCGAGGAUUGUGCAGAAAUAUUUGACAAUGGAAAAUGGAAUGAUUUGCCAUGUCGUGACAGUCAACGUUGGAUCUGUGAGAGAUCUGCAUUGAUUCCCUCUUCAAUAUAGCAGUUGGUACCAAAAGAGCAAUGACCCAGUUGGUCAAUGUUGAAUAUGAUAUACAGAUGUUAUGUUCUAUAAGCACCCAUUUUAAUCUAUCCAAAAUUUGCUAAUGUUUUAAAAGGUAUUCCAGUCACUCGUUCGUGUCCUUUUCGACAUUUCACAUUUGUCGUUUUUCCCACUACAACUGUAAUGAAUUUAGAUCACGACUGCAAUCAAAAUAUAGAAGUGUACUCCGCCGUUUGUAAACCACUUGGAAACUGCCCCCAGGCAUUAAAUUAUCUAGUAACUGUGGCUGCUCCAUCUUCAUCAGUGAACCCUUUGAACUUGAAAAUGUGCUUUACAGAAAAGUGGGUACGUUUACCCUGGAAGAAGAUAUGCAUCCCUGAUUACUUGAUGUGGGAAACUGGCAAAUAUGCAUAACGAAAGAAGACUGACAGAAUGCAUUUGGGGCAAUGGACAAAGCAGAUAAAUUUGCAGUCGAAUAGAAACGUUUUUUUUUUAUUAUCAGUGUCAUAUGACGUGCCUUAUUUUUCCGUUUUGAGCCAGCAGUCAGUACAAGACAAAAAAAGUUCGUAACAUACGCAAUUAAAUUCUGCAAUAAAAGCAUAACGAUGAAGUGUUCAGGUUCAACGUCUCAAAUAUUCAAAGGUCAAAUCACGUAAUUAUAUACAAAUCUGAAAUGUUUCUAGUUUACAUUACCGUUCAGAUAGCUGAUGGUAGAUGGUAAGAACUUGUUACUGCAUCGUUAGGUAUAAGUCUUCAGCCUGUGACGAGAUCCGAAAGUGUAUUCAUUAUGGACUGUGCCUUUUAAAAGAAAGAGAGUGUGUGUGCACAAAUUCAAAGAGAGUGAGAGCAAAGAGUAGCUCAUGAGUUGCUAUGGAGACGGAUGAACGGAGCGAUAAAAGGAGAGCUGGCGUUAAGCUUGUUUGGGAUAUAUACAAGGUCGGCUGACUAUUCAGACAGUCACACUAGACAUACAGAAGAAAUAGACACUGGAUGAGCUUUGUGUGCCCACGGAAGGGUGGGUUUUGCUUGCAGUGUGGAAAACGGGUGACCGGUGAAAUGCUGUUGGUGUGUUUAACCCUUGCUUAGGCUGAUAGCUUUACCGUGUGAAGUUGGUAUCGUUUUGUGUUGUCACUGUCGGUGACUUCACCAGGUCUUCGGAGGAAAACGUGGGAGAAUCGACGACACCGGAUUACUUGGAAAAUACAUCACCUCUCUCUCUCCUCAAAUCUACUCAACGCAAUAUCACGAACGGAACUGACUUCAUACCUAUACCAUCGUAAGACUGUAUCA
Molecule: messenger RNA, 2652 nt
Organism: Hypanus sabinus (Atlantic stingray)
Lineage: Eukaryota; Metazoa; Chordata; Chondrichthyes; Myliobatiformes; Dasyatidae
Product: C-type lectin domain family 10 member A-like
Exons: 15
Coding region: 1-1362 (453 amino acids)
Source: RefSeq, a predicted model, not a curated record